Molecule: messenger RNA, 246 nt
Organism: Staurois parvus
Lineage: Eukaryota; Metazoa; Chordata; Amphibia; Anura; Ranidae
Source: the annotation of a GenBank genome assembly
GCUGGGCACAGGUGGGCGGAGCUAGUGGGCGCACUGCUGGGCGGAAUUUGCGGCGGGUGGCACUGCUGGGCACCGAUCAUCAGGACACUGAUCAUCAGUGCCCUGAUGAUCGGUGCCGAUCCCCGCUCUGACAACUGCCGGUUCUCGGCAGUACUUUCCUCACGAUCUGACAGCUGCCGGUUCUCGGCUGCACUUUCCUCACGCUGUCAGAUCGUGAGGAAAGUACUGCCGAGAACCGGCAGUUGU